UGAAACUUGUUGUAAACGUUGCUCCACGAUUCGUGGUUCUACCUCCAGUUUACUUCGCUGGUUACGAAGACUGGAACACAACCAUCACAUGUAAUAUAUUUGGAUUUCCUCCUCCGCGGAUUGAGUGGACACGCCCACAGAAUGUCAUGCCUAAAGGACGCCAUGUAAAAACUGGUAACCGCCUUACCAUCAUGAAUACAAAGAGAGAGGAUAAGGGACCCUAYAUGUGCAAAGGAAUCAAUGACCAAGGAAAUGAACUUGCUAUAGUAGUGCUAAAUGUUUAUUCUGUCAUUGCUCCUGUCAUUGUGCAAUCAUCGCCUAAUAACGUCACCGUAAAUAAAGUCAUGAGCCGCGUCAAAUUGAACUGUUCGGCUACUGGAACACCACUGCCAACAAUCGAGUGGAGCAAAGAUGGCCGACCUUUAUCUGUAAACACUACAGUUCGCCAGACCAAUAAAGAAACUAUAGGCGAGUUGGUUAUUGAUUCGUUCAUGCCUCAAGACCAAGGACGAUACAAAUGCUUUUUUAGAAACUACGAGAAUGGAACGGCCGAAACUACAAUACAAGUCUCCUUAAUGAGCUGUGGCGAUCCUGGAAAACCCUUGAAUGGCUAUCGCACUGGCAAUGAGUUCUGGGCUGGAAAUAUGGUAGUUUAUACUUGUGAUCCUGGUUAUUACUUGGUAGGACCAUCCAACCGACUUUGUCUGGAAAAUGGUGCAUGGAGUGACUCCAUUCCAUCAUGUCUCCUACUUUGCCCCAGGAUGGUUCCUCCUGUGAACGGGCACAUGGUAGGUGAUUUCCUUGGCAACAGCACUUUAACUUUUAAGUGUAAUACCGGUUACUGGAUCCGUGAAAAUCAUCAACUGCUAUGUGAUCCUAAAACAGGAAACUGGACAAAUUGGAAUGGAACUGUUAUCAUUGAAAACCCCCAGUGUAAAAAUUUUGACGAGUGCUCGACAGGAGCUCAUUCUUGUAGCGUUAACGCACAAUGUACCGACACAAUUGGAUCAUAUAUGUGCCGGUGUAAACCGGGAUUUGAAGGAGAUGGACGUACGUGCUCAAUCAGUCAGGUAUACUACCGAGACACGCAAGGUUGGACUCUUAUUGCUCGAUUUUCAAAUAACGAUACAAAGAACUGGAUGAGAGACGAUGCUUCCUGGUGGUACAGUCUUACAACUCCACAAGGAGACGUCAAUAACCCAGGUGUGAACCAAGACAUGAUCUCUGCAGCCUUCUGGCUAGUGAAAGGUAACAACAUCAAGAUCACUCGCUCUGAUGAUCCUCACCAGACCGCGGCCUUGCUGCAGACUGUUUCAAACUGCUUUUCUACUCAAACUUUCCGUUCAUUGAUCUCAAGCUACGGCCAUUUUACGUAUGGUACGGCAUGGGCAAGCGAUCAGUGUCGUGCUAACUGCCAAGUGUCAUACGGGGGAAACUAUCAGACGACAAAUGGUUUUUCGCAAAGCCAGUGUAGUAGCAAUAUACAGAGUAGUAAUUACAUCGGAUUCUGGUGUGAUUGGGAUAAAGGUGAUGGCGCAGUGAUGAUGAUUGGUGGAGGGGGGUCAGGGUGUAAUCGAGCUGAUCACGGCAUUGCAAUAACAGAGGCUAACGCAGCCGCAUUUUCAGAUUUUGGAGGAGGCGAAUGUGAUUUUGGCAAUGAUGCUCAAGGCGAGGUUUGCACUUCGACUUAUUCUCUUAAUUUGUGGAUUAAGUGAAAACUCGACAAACUUCCUAAACGAAAGAGAAACGUUUACUUAAUAGARCUGCAUGCCAUUGACUUAUUUCAUAUUGUGCCAAUUUUUGAUUAUAGAAAAUGAGCCUCGAUCAUCUAGAAUGAAAGAUCAUAGCAAAAUUUAUAAAAACCGAUUGAAUAAAUAUCAAGAGAUAUACGACAUUUUGAACAUGCUAUAAUUUAACUCAAAAAGAUUUUUUUUACGACAUACCCUUAGAAAUAAAGUCAUUUUUACAAAUGAAAUAAAGAUAAAAAUAAAAUAAAAAUUUUCUUAAUUUUGG
This is a messenger RNA of Exaiptasia diaphana, 2013 nucleotides long. RefSeq lists its product as uncharacterized. The record is from RefSeq and is a predicted model, not a curated record. NCBI's taxonomy places the organism in Eukaryota, Metazoa, Cnidaria, Anthozoa, Actiniaria, Aiptasiidae. Gene Ontology annotation, molecular function: calcium ion binding.